UUUAUGGGCGGGGCCAAAACAUGGCUGCCACUUGAGAAGGAGGAAUUUUGUUUAUAUCGCCAGUUUUUUAGAGAUAGGGAAGAAAAUGGCUAGCCACAUUGAUGAAGUAAGGAGUACAACAUCAGGAGGGACAAUUCCCUACCCAACUGCUCAUGAUCGGCUCAUGACUGAACUAGAAUCCAGUGAAGGACAACUUGGAGCUAUUAUUAGGUCGCUGUAUGAUGAUAAAGAUCAAGAUGAUUUCCUUUCUAGUCUUUCAGGAAGGAUCAAGCAACACGAGAAAGACAUUGAAAGAAUGUGUAACAAGAACUAUCAGGGUUUUAUAGAGUCUGUCACUCACUUGGUGAAGGUGAAGUCUGAAGCUCACAAGCUCAAGAGCAAAGUAAUGGAAGCUGACAAGAGGAUACAAGACAGUGGGAAUGAGCUUUUAAAAGAUCUUAAGGAUCUCCACACAUCCCGUGCCAUUCAGAACAACAUAACGUCAACCAUUGAGACACUAACCCUCUGCAUUCCAGUUCUUGAGAUGUAUGGUAAACUCCAGAAUCUAAUGAAAGAGAGGCAUUAUUAUUCCGCUUUAAAAACGCUCGAGCAGCUGGAGCAUAUUCAUCUCCCUCGAGUGAGAGGAUAUAUAUUCUCUGAGCUCCUGGCGGAAGAGAUACCAAGGAUGAGGGACUCUAUUCAGAAACAAUCAAUGUCUGAGCUUAAGGAGUAUUUGACUAAAGUGAGAGAUGUGUCUGUUGUAAUUGGAGAAGUAGCUAUGCAUCAGGUUCAGAGAUUAGCUAGACUAGAAUUAUCAAGCAAUGUGCGUCAGUUGCUGUUGAAGGAUGAGUCCAUUAAAGUGGAAACAGCUUCUACUCAAGACAUUGUUGAUUUCUCUCCAGUUUACAGAUGUCUGCACAUUCACUUUGUUCUGGGAAGAAGAGAUCAUUUUAUUGAUGAUUAUAGAAAUGAAAGGAGACAGCAGCUCAGAUUGGCCAUUAAGCCUCCAACAAAAGUUGAUGACAUACAAGAAUUCAAGCGCUAUUUCUUCCAAAUAGUCGGAUUCUUUGUUGUUGAAGAUACAAUAUUACACACCUGUCAGAGCAGCUCUGGUGGUCAUAAAGACGAGACUGAGCAAGGUCUUAUGUCUCAGCAGGUCCUCGAUGAGUUUUGGGAAAUGGCUACAUCUGAAAUGCUUUCAGUCCUGAGGCAUCAUUGUUUACAUUGCCAAGAUAAUCAUCUUUUACUGAAAAUAAAGCAAUUGAUAGUUUGGUUUUGCCAUACUGUUAUGGGCUAUGGAUUUAAUAAUGACAAGUUGUAUGAGGUAGCACUUGAGAUAAGGGAACAUUAUGAUGAACUUCUUAUGAAAACAAAUGCUGAUGCUUUCAAGAAUCUCCUUGCGACUGAUGACUAUACUCCAGUGAUAGUGGAGACUGAUCAGCACUUUCAAGGUAUCAUGGAGAUGUUCAAUUACAAGGACCUUCAGAUUCAUCACGAGCCGUUUCCUAAAAAACUCCCCUUCUCCUCUAUGGUUAUACAGAUAUAUGAACAAAUUAAAUCUUUCAUUAGCUCAAGUUGGGGAUAUUCUGACAGGCUCAAUUUAAGUCGUACUGAGAUUGAUCAAGCUGUUCGUAGAUCAGUUAAUCUACUACUCACCAAAUCACUCAGCGGUUGUCUGGCUACUCUAAUUACUAAAGACAAGUUGACCAUCAGACAGCUGGUCCAGCUGUGGGUUAAUCUAGACCAGUGGGAGGAAGCUGAAGAGGAUUUGGACAUGUACAUAGCUUCUGUCACCAAAGUACCUCGGUCUGAUGCUGCUGGAGUCCAGUCUCGGCUUUAUGGGUUCUCUGUCUUCAAAGAUGCAAAGCAAAGCACUCAGGCUAAAAUAUCCACUAAACUCGAGGAUCAGAUCAGUGAGUUGAUGGAAGGUGUGGUCUACGACUGGACUCCAAAGGAGCCUAUUAAAGAACCCACUGGUGCACUUGGAGACGUCAUUCGGUUCAUGAAAUCAACUUUUGAAUUACUGUCAGCCACUCCAACUAAGAUUAUUGAUGAUCUCUGUAUUCACAUCAUACAGCAUCUCAUUGGUUUGAUGGAGAGGAUUCUUCUCUCUGAUAGAGUCCAGCGUGUUAGUAUGGAGGGUCUCAGAAGUUUUGGAGUUGAUGUGAAGUAUCUUGAAGAUUUUGUGAGGAACACGGCCAGCCAGAUGAUACCCUGCCUCAGAGAAGGAGGUAAUGGGCACACUGGAGGAAUGGCCGACCCCAUCUUUGCUAGACUCAAUCAGUUAUUGAAAAUGUUUUACGAAGGCUCCGGAGGAGCGUGGACCGACUACAUCAGUGAACUCACUACAGUCGGUGCGAGAAAAUUCCCUUCAGUUCCACCAGAAGAUGUCCACAAUCUGUUACAGAAACUGAGAGAGGACGAGAUCAGGAAGAAGACUCGUGCAACGAAAGUGACUAACAAGUUUAAGUCUAAGAAAGAGCCAAAUCCGGUCAAGAUAGCUCUGAAACAAAUUGAAGAGCACCUACAGGAGAAAGGUACAACUGAUUACAUGGUUGGUUCAAGGCUGGCAAUGAGUAACAGAGCCCCUUCAAUGUCAAGAGGAUCUCCUGUCCUCUUUCACAGAGACAGCACUUCCCGCCCAAAGACAGCUUCACAAUCAAGUGGAACCUCAAAAUAAAGCACAAGCUUAAACGCUUUUAACAUGUGUGUGUGUGUGUGAAUCAGAAUAGCAGUACUAUUAUUAAUGUAACUCAAUCAUUUGUGUGUUAGCAUGAAUCAGUAUCUAUCUCUGACAAUAUAGUGUGUUAUGUUACGUAUUAACUUCUCAGUAUUGCAUUUGCAUUCAUUUUUUUAAUAGAAA
Messenger RNA from Amphimedon queenslandica, 2842 nucleotides. Its product is annotated as exocyst complex component 6-like. Gene Ontology annotation, biological process: intracellular protein transport; Golgi to plasma membrane transport; exocytosis. NCBI's taxonomy places the organism in Eukaryota, Metazoa, Porifera, Demospongiae, Haplosclerida, Niphatidae. Gene Ontology annotation, cellular component: exocyst; membrane. The transcript is spliced from 26 exons. The record is from RefSeq and is a predicted model, not a curated record. Bases 86 to 2659 code for a protein of 857 amino acids.